CGGCGGCGGCGGCGAACAAAGAGGCGGCGGGCGCGGGCGGCCGAGCAGAGCCGAGCGCAGCCGAGCCGGGCCGAGCCGGGCCGGGCCGGGCCCAGGAGCGAGCGGGCGAUGCGGGCGGCCGGGCGGGGUUUGGCCGGCCCCUGAACCCCGCGCCCCCCGGGCCAACGAGGGAGCCCCGCGGCGGCGCGCCCGAGGCAGCCGGCCCGCCAUGGCCGGGGUCAGCUACGCGGCGCCCUGGUGGGUGAACCUCCUACACCGGCUGCCCCACUUCGACCUGAGCUGGGAGACCACCAGCAGCCAGUUCCGGCCCGAGGAUACCGACUACCAGCAGGCGCUGCUGCUGCUGGGGGCCGCCGCGCUGGCCUGCCUCGCCCUGGACCUCCUCUUCCUGCUCUUCUACUCUUUCUGGCUGUGCUGCCGGCGGCGCAAGAGCGAGGAGCACCUGGACGCCGACUGCUGCUGCACCGCCUGGUGCGUCAUCAUCGCCACGCUGGUCUGCAGCGCCGGCAUCGCCGUGGGGUUCUACGGCAACGGGGAGACCAGCGACGGCAUCCAUCGGGCCACCUACUCGCUCCGCCACGCCAACCGCACGGUGGCAGGGGUCCAGGACCGCGUGUGGGACACCGCGGCCGCGUUGAACCGCACGGCAGAGCCCAGCCUGCAGAGCCUGGAGCGGCAGCUGGCCGCGCGCCCAGAGCCCCUGCGCGCAGUCCAGAGGUUGCAGGGCCUUCUCGAGACGCUGCUGGGCCACACCGCGGCCAUCCCCUUCUGGAGGAACCCGGCUGUGUCCCUGGAGGUGCUGGCCGAGCAGGUGGAUCUCUACGACUGGUACAGGUGGCUGGGCUACUUGGGCUUACUGCUGCUCGACGUGGCCAUCUGCCUGCUGGCGCUGGUCGGCCUCAUCCGCAGCUCCAAGGGCAUUCUGGUCGGGGUUUGCCUGCUGGGGGUCCUGGCCCUGGUCAUCAGCUGGGGCGCACUGGGCUUGGAGCUGGCCGUGUCCGUGGGCUCCAGCGACUUCUGUGUGGACCCCGACACCUACGUGACCAGGAUGGUGGAGGAACACUCCGUGCUGAGUGGGGACAUCUUGGAGUACUACUUGGCCUGCUCGCCCCGUGCCUCCAACCCCUUCCAGCAGAAGCUGUCUGGCAGCCACAAGGCGCUGGUGGAGAUGCAGGGCGUCGUGGCCGAGCUGCUGAAGACCGUCCCCCGGGAGUACCCGGCCACCAAGGACCCCCUGCUCCGUGUCCAGGAGGUGCUGAACGGCACAGAGGUGAAUCUGCAGCACCUUACCGCCCUGGUGGACUGUCGCAGCCUGCACCUGGACUACGUGCAGGCCCUGACGGGCUUCUGCUAUGACGGCGUCGAGGGCCUCAUCUACCUGGCCCUCUUCUCCUUCGUCACAGCCCUCAUGUUCAGCUCCGUUGUCUGCAGUGUGCCACACACCUGGCAGCAGAAAAGAGGCCCUGAUGAAGAUGGGGAGGAGGAGGCGGCCCCGGGGCCCAGGCAGGCACACGACAGCCUCUACCGCGUGCACAUGCCCAGCCUGUACAGCUGCGGGAGCAGCUACGGCAGCGAGACCAGCAUCCCAGCUGCGGCCCACACCGUCAGCAACGCCCCGGUCACCGAGUACAUGAGCCAGAAUGCCAACUUCCAGAACCCCCGCUGUGAGAACACGCCCCUUAUCGGACGCGAGUCCCCGCCGCCCUCACGCUAUCUGGCAGGCUGGCAGUUUAAGCCCAUGGAUAGUGCCCGAACGCUGUGGUGGCUGUACCCUCAGAGUGACAGUACACCUCCAGCAUGAGAGCCAAAUACCUCGCCACCAGCCAGCCUCGCCCUGACUCCAGCGGCAGCGGCCACUAGACCGCCCCGGCCGGCCACCCGCCCGCCUGCCCGCGUGCCAAUCGCCCCGCCCUCCCCGUGCCAGCACUGCCGCUUCCACCCACGACCACUCGCCGGACCCUCCGCACGCACGCCAGGCCCGCUGCCGGCUCCUUUGCGGCCCCCCUUCCCUCUCCUCCCCUCCCCUCCCCUCCCCUCCUCGCAGGGGCAUGGAGAUGAGGAACUCCGGGCCCGCGCCCUCUCCUCGGGCCACGCGCCUGGACGCCUGGGAGCGAUGCCACCGACGCGGGGCCCUGGCCCCCCACGCCUGUCCGCCUCUGAGGACCUGCGUUUGCAGAGCCCUUCCCUGGGCCGGCCCCGGCGCCGUGUCCCUGCCACCUGCCCUGCAGCACGCCGACCCUGUGGACGCCCGCGUUCUCCGGCUCGCACCCCAGCCUGCCCCUCCCCUCCCGCAGCUCUGUGCUCCCGAGGCUUCUGUUCACAGGCUGUGCGGCGCCCCCGCUGUGCCCGGCACCUGGAGGGGCCUAGGCUCCCACCUGCCCGCCGGGCUCCUGUGCGGAGAGCCCCCGGGGCGCCUCUGUGGCUCUUCCUUUUCUCUCCACCUGAACACAGGCCCCUCCUGUCGCUGCCAGAAGCCUCCCAGGGAGGCUCCGCUUCCUCUGCCUCCGGCCCAGCACUGCUCUCUCCCUCAGCGCCCACCCUGCCCGCAGGGCCUAGCCCCCCACAGCGGCGGGAGGACGGCAGG
Acinonyx jubatus (cheetah) is the source of this 2584-nucleotide messenger RNA. RefSeq names its product tweety family member 3 (gene TTYH3). The record is from RefSeq and is a predicted model, not a curated record. Gene Ontology annotation, cellular component: plasma membrane. Gene Ontology annotation, molecular function: volume-sensitive chloride channel activity; intracellularly calcium-gated chloride channel activity. The transcript is spliced from 15 exons. The coding region runs from base 209 to 1801 and encodes 530 amino acids. NCBI's taxonomy places the organism in Eukaryota, Metazoa, Chordata, Mammalia, Carnivora, Felidae.